AGGGCAGGCAGAGGCAGAGAGCAGGCAAGGCAGAGAGGGAGAGAGGGGAGAGAGAGAGCCCCAAAGCAGCCUUGUGCCUCUGAGCUGGGCUCUGCCAGGGCAGAGCCAGCAUGCUGGUCCUCAGCCCGCUUGUCCGGGGAUCUUACCUGCUGCUUUUCUUCUGCUUUGCUUUGCCUCAGACUGCGUACGCUGACAAUGUCUUCUCACUUUCAGCAGACCUCCCUUGUUUGGAACAGAAGAAGCAGCACUGCAGAGCAUGCUGCCUCCUUGGCCCUCCUCCACCACCCUUGUUCCCACCACCGUACUUCAGGCACAGCUGGGGCACUAAGCUGGAUAUGGAAGAGUUGUGUCAUGAGCUCCAGAUAAUACAGGCUUCCUCUCUGCCUGAAUUGCACUGCUCUGCAGGGCCUCCUGGCCCCCAGGGUCCACAAGGAAUUCCUGGUAUAGUGGGACCAAAAGGGGAGAAAGGGGAGAUUGGCAGGCCUGGAAGAAAGGGCAGACCAGGUCCGCCAGGUGUCCCUGGGAUGCCAGGACCGGUAGGAUGGCCUGGACCUGUGGGACCGAAGGGUGAAAAGGGAGAGUUGGGUGUGAUGGGAUUGCCAGGUACAAGAGGACCAAUGGGCUCCAAGGGUUUUCCUGGAACUAGAGGAGAAAAGGGAUCCAGAGGUGACAGAGGCGACAAAGGAGUCAAAGGAGACCCGGGAGAAAUAGGCUUCCCUGGAAUGCUGGGACAAAAAGGAGAGAUGGGCCCCAAGGGACAGUCUGGAGUACCAGGACACAGAGGACCUAUAGGAAGACCUGGAAAACGAGGCAAACAAGGACUCAAGGGGGACAUCGGGCCUGCGGGUGUCAUGGGCCCACCCGGCAGGCCCGGGCCUGUGGGCCAGCCAGGCCCCCCUGGACCUUCAGGAAUAGGGCAAUUUGCAAUUGGACCAAAGGGAGAAAGAGGACUUCCAGGGCCUCCAGGGAGAUGUCUCUGCAGAACCCCACAGCAAAUGAGUAACCCAUCAUAUGAGCAAUCUGUGUUUGGACACAGCUACCCAAAAGUUCCCGCGAUUUUUGUGGUGAACAAUCAAGAAGAACUGGACCGGUUAAACACUGAAAAUGCAUUAGCAUUUAGAAGAGAUCAGAGAUCUUUGUAUUUCAAGGAUACCUUUGGAUGGCUCCCAGUCCAGCUCACCCCUCUGUACCCCAUGGAUUACCGCUUGGAGGAGGGGGGCACCUGUGGAGAUGGCAUCGUGCAGGAUGGGGAGGAGUGCGACGAUGGCAACACAGUUGUGACUGAUGACUGCAUAAGGUGCCGCCGUGCUUACUGUGGAGAUGGCUACAAGCACGAGGGGGUUGAAGACUGUGAUGGGAUGGAUUUUGGCUACCUGACAUGUAGAACAUACCUUCCUGGGUCUUACGGGAAAUUGCGCUGCACUUCUUACUGCUACAUUGACUCCACACAGUGUCGAUACUUCACAUGAGGCAGCAGAGGUGGGCAGCAUCCCUUGCCUAGGGGGUGCUAGGUGCUACACUAUCACCUAUCCAAGAAGGACUGGGACAUAAAAAAACCACCCACCUCUGGGAAAACAAACAAAGACACAUCAUGCUGCUGAUAGCCAUUCUGAGAUUUUUUUUUUUAAAGAUAGGUUUGUCAGAUAGGGAAAAAUAGGACCACUGCAUCCUGUCUUAAUAGAGAAAUUAAUGUCAAGCUGUGUGUGCCAGUGAGACUUCAUGCGGCUGGGAUGGCAACUUGCUCUUCAUCACAAAAGCAACAUUAAACUACUGGAAGCUGAGUUUCAUUAACCAGGAACAUCAUGUAACAAUUACCUCGACUUAGCACUGUUAAACCCAAAUAUAAUCUCUUCAGGGGUUUUGUCUUAAACCCUUCUCUGCAUAAACACAGAGCAUAUCUUGGAUGCAGCGUUAAGAGGGACUUUCUCUUUUAUUACAAUGUGAACUUCGCAAGUGUUGUAUCCACUAGAGAUGACUUCAGCAACUCUAAGGUUACCAAUGCUCCUUCAUUGGUCAAAGGACUUAAAGUUCUUUCAGAAUCAGCAAAUCAGUCAAAUAAGCUGGUUAACAUCACCCUCAGGCAAAGACGUUGUCGGUGUGUGUCUGUGCGCUGCAAGCAGGAGGCCUGCAAAACACACCACAAAAGGACAAACUGGACAAAUAAACUGUGAAAUAGCCAAGAAGUUCUCUCCCAGGAGAAAAUCAGACAAGGAGGGAAGAUAAAAAAGGAACAUACUUCUGUAUUUUUCUCCUCUGUGCUGAACUGGCUGGGCUCUGCCUGACCCCGGGGGCUGCGACAGCAUUGGUUCCCCACCCAGAAACCACGGCCGGCCAUGCACACAUUGUCUUCUCUCUGGUGCCCACACUGGAAGGUCUUUGCAUUUGCAACCUGCUGUCCACCCAGCCCUCACUCAAUUCCCAGUUAUCCCCUGUGCUCCCUCCCCCUGUGCCACUGGCUGAUUCUGCACCAUGUGCCCCAGUGUGUGUUCUCCCUUUUGUACCACCGUAAAUCAGACCCUGGAGUCGUGCAUCCAUGGAUGUUCGGUCAUGCUGUGCAAUGUACAUGUGGAGUUUUGGUUUUUGGGAAGGUCUCUCAACUAUAUCAGCUCUGAUUGGAGUCAGGGUAAUUAUAUACUUAUUUAUUAGCAAGUAGUAAAGAGCAAGUUUCACAUGGAAAGCAUAUUAAAUGUUAUGUGAAAAAAAGUCUAUAACAGCAAAUGAAACCAAGAAUGUGCAGAAUUCAGGACUAAAAGCCUUAAAACAAGGCAUUAUUUUCAUACAAGCCACUCUUUCCUGCUUUGUGGUAAAUGCUGUACAGGACUGUGUGAAAUGUGAGUUAUCUGUGCCAGGGACAGCACUGCAACAGCUGCACUGACUCUGGCACUUCUGUAGAGGUUACAUAAAGGUGGAUGUUACAAGGAUAAUGCAUUAAAGCAAUCAAGAAACACAUGCAGCUUUGACCACCUGCCUAGAGGACUUGAACUAUGCACGUAUAAAGUGAUAUUGGAAAUCACAAAUUAGCAACAAAAAAUGAAAGAAAAUUUGUGUAUCUUCAUGGUUAUCACUUACCUGGGCUAUUUGUGUUGCUAUGAAGCCAAGUCACCAUCAUUUGUAGCCCAGUUCAACGGUUUGAUUUUAUUUUUUUUUUUUUUGUUAACUGAGGUCUUAAUAAAAGGUCCAGGAACCACUGGGACAAGAAAAUUGCCAGAAACUCUGGAAAUCUGGACACUAGUACAGCUGCCUUUUAAGUUUCCUGUGCUAGUGCCAGCAGCAGGUUCCAGCAGCAUCACACCACGAGGAGCAGGUUCUGGUUGUUGGGAGGCUUUCGAGGACAAACACACUCCCAGCAGCAAUCCUGCUAGCCAUCCCUCCAGCUGAACCCCUGGCAGAAUCUGGGGUGGAGACACUCCAUCUGAACUACCCACCUUCUCCAAGGAGUUAAUCUCAACCCCCCAAAAGGCUGGAGUCUCUGAGAAGCUGGUAAUCCCAGUGGCCUCUCACCUUCAUUUUUUCAUUAAAAGCUCCUACCUCCAAAGGACAUUGAAAUAACAAAGCUAUGUGCAUGGAUCAUAGAAAAUGUAAACAGGAGAUGUGGUCACCCAGGUAAAACUACUGUGCUGCUCAUGUUCAGAAAGGGGCCUUUCACCCUGGUCAGGCUGGGAACAGCAUGGAUUUUAAAUGGACAAAGCAAUGUAAAAUACAAGAAAACAAACAAAAAAAAAAAUCAUGCUUCCAUUACUGUCAUGCUCCCCUCAGAAGAUAAAGCAUGAGAAAGACACCUGGGAAGGUGUAAAGUAUAUAUGAUUUAAAAUGCUGCCAAGAAAUCUUUGCCCUCAUUACUCACAUACCUGAUUUAUCAUCAUUUGGGUAUUCUUCAGCUGGGUGAUGCCUGGUCUGCUGCAAAUUGUCUUCCCUCCUUCUCUGAGUUUGGGAACUUAAAACAUUGUGCCAAGACAGGUUCAAAAGUUAAUUGGAAUAUUUCAGUUCCUUGGACUUUUGUAGCAGCAUACACUUUUGGGAGAGUUUUCUAAUGAUUAGUAUGCAACUCAAGGCAAGUACAAAGCAUUAUGCCAUGCACUGUAUUAAUGCAUACAAAAAAAUCUGGCUUGCACUUAAUAUAAGAUUAAAUAUAUGUAAUUGCCUACUGUGUAUAUUAGCAGCUCAUGUCAAUAAAUCAUGCUACCUUAUUUCCCCUAUGU
Molecule: messenger RNA, 4199 nt
Organism: Serinus canaria (Common canary)
Lineage: Eukaryota; Metazoa; Chordata; Aves; Passeriformes; Fringillidae
Gene: COLQ
Product: collagen like tail subunit of asymmetric acetylcholinesterase
Exons: 17
Coding region: 111-1469 (452 amino acids)
Molecular function (GO): heparin binding
Source: RefSeq, a predicted model, not a curated record